Protopolystoma xenopodis is the source of this 462-nucleotide messenger RNA. The record is from the annotation of a GenBank genome assembly. Lineage: Eukaryota; Metazoa; Platyhelminthes; Monogenea; Polystomatidea; Polystomatidae.
AUGUUAUAUUUUCUUUUUCCUCCUAUACUCCUUCAGCAACUCUUUUGUAAAAAGUUGCCACCUAGACAAGCUGCUGAAGCUCUAGAAUUGGAGUUCUGUGUCGCAUCUAAACCAGUAGCUCGGAAACAUAAGGAAUCCUAUCCUCACUCCUCGUCGCCGUUAGCACCUUCUUGUCUUUUGAUAAUAGACGAGCUGGACUUGCUCUGUUCUCGACGUCAAGACGUGCUCUACAGUCUUUUUGAUUGGCCGACGCGUCCGCGUGGUAGGCGAAGCCUUGUUUGCUUGGCGAUAGCAAAUACGAUGGACCUACCAGAGCGCAUGCUGCAUCAUCGCGUGGCCAGCCGUCUCGGUCUAACACGACUACCUUUUGUGCCGUACUCUCACGAACAACUUGCAAGCAUCGUAAGAGUCCGCCUAUUAGCAUCAAAGACUGCCAAUCUAUCGUUUCAGGUAAUAUUUUGA